Molecule: messenger RNA, 1287 nt
Organism: Aspergillus aculeatus ATCC 16872
Lineage: Eukaryota; Fungi; Ascomycota; Eurotiomycetes; Eurotiales; Aspergillaceae
Exons: 2
Coding region: 1-1287 (428 amino acids)
Source: RefSeq, a predicted model, not a curated record
AUGGACACAGUCCCAGUUUCGGAACAACGGAAGAUUUUUCUCGCAUGCAAGGCGAUCUUCAGUGGCUCGAACGCGAAUCUACGAAAGAAGAAGCUCGUGCAGGCUCAGCUGCAGAGCCAUAAAAGCUCGCUACAGAAGCUGAUACCGAACUACACCCUCGAACGCACUCUGCCCGUGGUGCGGAGCUUCUUGGAGAAUGGCCUUUUCCAGUCUGAGAGUAAAGCCCAAAGGCAGUUCCCUGGACUCUUAGAGCCAUGCGUGGUGCAGAAAACCCAGCAUGCAGCCCUGGAACAGCAAGCAUCGCGCUCCAAUGAACGGGCUCUUCAAGAGGUUGCGAAGACAUACGAGGCUGAACAGAAGCACGCAGAAGAAGAGGUCGUCGCCCCGGAGCCUCCUCUGGCCCCGACAGCGAUGGUGACUGAGAAAGCGGCGGUCGCACAGCAGACAUUAGGGAGGGAUUCAGAUCAUACCCCAUCUUCCGAUCAACCGCCCACCUCUUUGUUUCCCCUGUAUCUGCCCUACCACGCGCAGCAUCAAGUCCUCACCACUGUCCAACAGGUUCUGGAGGAUGGCAUCUUCGAGUUCUGCCAGCAAUGGCUACCGGACGAACUCAUCAGCCGAGGCUGGGACUGUGCAGCGGCGGUCGAGCUCAGCAAAUGGACGCGUCUUCUCGGCCGAUGGUCGUCGCAGCUACCCGAGGGCACGCUCCGUCCGACGGACCUCCCUCUGGAGACAAUCCUCGCGGCCGUGGUGAAGAUCCGGCAUACUGCGGUGCAUCGCCUCCCCACGACUGCGCAGGGGGUCUGUGAUCUUGUGGCCGUCGCCGGAAAACUGGCGGCGACGCUGGGCGAUACGUUGCGCGGCGCGCAGCUGGAUGACCUGCAUCGUGACUUGCAGGAGAAGAUCCAGAUCCUAGAAUCGAAUCUGAGUCUGCUGGAAGCGACUCUCGCCUGCCAGUUGGACGGCAUCCAGGCGGAGCGGGAUCGGCUGGAUCGGGAGGAGCAGGCGCUCCGGGCGAAGACGAUCCAGGACGAUGGCGAGAACAAGCGCAUGGUCGGGCUGCUGGUGGAGCGGGCGAUCGAUCAAAUCUUUACCGUCUCGAUGGUCGAACCCGGGGCGGCAGGGCUUGAUAGAGGCGAUGUAGAGUACUGGCGUUACGUGGGCUGGCUCCGAGGCCUGUUCCACUGUAGCUCGGCCCCGAAACACUCUGGGUUGGGUCUAAUGAUUAUGGGUGCCAUCUCCUGCUUUCUCGUCCUGGCGUGGGUGGCAUGGCGUGGGGUUUUAUAG